AUGUCCUCCUCCCGACUUCCGCCCUCUCUCAUGAAGGCCGCCGUGCAGGCGACGCCCUUGACAACCUCCGCGGCAGUUACAUCCAGGACAGGAGCCGUCCUGCGCCGUAGCUCUGCCGCUGCGGCUGCUGUUUCCCAGCGCGCGACUCUGCCGCCGGCGGCUCGCUUCAGCACCAUCUCGCAAAGACAAUCCCUUGAACAGCUGCGCCAGCGCUUCUCCUCUAUCCCCGGCAUCAGCCAGAGGCAGUGGCAGCAGUUACAGCAGCGGGUAUACUCGACGGAGUUGGAGACGAAGCAGGAGGAACAGGCUAAGGAGGAGAGGCCGCAUAAGGUUUAUGAUUUUGAGGCUGUUAAAAAGCUGGCUGAAGCCCCGGAUCGCAAGACGAUUAUCGUUGACGUCCGCGAGCCCAACGAGCUCCAAGAGACUGGCCGGAUCCCAGGCGCAAUCAACAUCCCAAUCAAGUCUGCGCCAGACAGCUUCCACAUCAGCGAUGAAGAAUUCGAGGACCGUUACGGGUACCCGCGGCCGCCGCGCGACGCCGAGGUCGUCUUCUACUGUCGUGCGGGUGUACGCUGCAAGGCUGCCGCCGAUCUGGCCAAGGACGCUGGCUGGACUAAUACCGGCGAGUAUCCUGGCAGCUGGCUGGAGUGGUUUGAGAAGGGGGGUAAGGUGCAGCGGUGA
Molecule: messenger RNA, 681 nt
Organism: Thermochaetoides thermophila DSM 1495
Lineage: Eukaryota; Fungi; Ascomycota; Sordariomycetes; Sordariales; Chaetomiaceae
Product: thiosulfate sulfurtransferase-like protein
Exons: 3
Coding region: 1-681 (226 amino acids)
Cellular component (GO): mitochondrion
Molecular function (GO): thiosulfate-cyanide sulfurtransferase activity
Source: RefSeq, a predicted model, not a curated record